Molecule: messenger RNA, 2585 nt
Organism: Castor canadensis (American beaver)
Lineage: Eukaryota; Metazoa; Chordata; Mammalia; Rodentia; Castoridae
Source: RefSeq, a predicted model, not a curated record
AUGGCAAAUCAAAAUUACAAGGGCCAUGGACUGCCAAAGGGGAAAGAGCGAGAGCAAAGAGCAUUGAUCCGGUUCAAGACCACUCUUAUGAAUACUCUCAUGGAUGUCCUUCGCCACAGGCCAGGAUGGGUGGAAGUGAAAGACGAAGGGGAGUGGGAUUUCUACUGGUGUGACGUCAGCUGGCUCCGGGAGAACUUUGACCAUACCUACAUGGAUGAGCACGUGCGCAUCAGCCACUUCCGGAACCACUAUGAGCUGACCCGUAAGAACUACAUGGUGAAGAACCUGAAGCGGUUCCGGAAACAGCUGGAGCGGGAGGCGGGGAAGCUGGAGGCGGCCAAGUGCGACUUCUUCCCCAAAACCUUUGAGAUGCCCUGUGAGUACCACCUGUUCGUGGAGGAGUUCCGCAAAAACCCAGGAAUCACCUGGAUCAUGAAGCCUGUGGCCCGGUCUCAGGGGAAAGGCAUCUUCCUCUUCCGGAAACUGAAGGACAUCAUGGACUGGAGAAAGGGCACUGUGGGGAAGAAGCUCACCAGCAUGGAGACCCUGCCCCCCCGCAGCACUAUCAAUCCAUCUGGUAGCCAUGACACAAGAACUUCUGAUGACCAGAAAGAUGAGACACCCGUGGAGAGCUAUGUGGCUCAGCGUUACAUCGAAAAUCCCUACCUGAUAGGAGGCCGCAAAUUUGACCUGCGUGUCUAUGUGCUAGUGAUGUCGUACAUCCCGCUGCGGGCCUGGCUCUACCGGGAUGGCUUCGCCAGAUUCUCCAACACCCGCUUCACACUGAGCAGCAUUGACGACCAGUAUGUUCACCUCACCAAUGUCGCUGUACAAAAGACAUCUCCCGACUACCACCCAAAGAAGGGCUGCAAGUGGAUGCUGCAGCGCUUCCGGCAGUACUUGGCAUCCGAGCAUGGCCCCCAAGCUGUGGAGACGCUCUUCAGGGACAUGGACAACAUCUUCGUCAAGAGCCUGCAGAGUGUGCAGAAGGUGAUGAUCAGCGACAAGCACUGCUUUGAGCUGUACGGCUAUGACAUCCUCAUUGACCAGGAUCUCAAGCCGUGGCUCCUGGAGGUCAACGCAUCCCCGUCACUGACAGCUAGCAGCCAGGAGGACUACGAGCUGAAGACGUGCCUGUUGGAGGACACUCUGCAUGUGGUGGACAUGGAAGCCAGGCUCACAGGAAGGGAAAAGCGAGUUGGGGGCUUUGACCUCAUGUGGAAUGACGGCCCUGUCAGCGGAGAAGAGGGAGCUCCUGACCUGUCAGGGAUGGGAACCUGUGUGACCAACACACACCUGGGCUGCAUCAAUGAUCGAAAAAAACAGCUGAGGCAGCUCUUCCGCUCCCUUCAAGUGCAGAAGAAAGCUCCCAGCUGACCCCAGCUGCUGUGAGAAAGAGGCCCUGGAAGGUGCCGCCCUGGCCUCUCCCUGCUCCGUUCCAGCACAGUGCACCUCACAGUAUUUGCCUCCUCCAGCCUGGCAGCAGCUUUGCUGGCUAAGCAGCUGCUGCUUGCUGCUUGGACCACGUACCCAGAUCCCCCACACCCUCGGGCAUCUUUGCACCAGGAGACAGCCAAUCCCUGGGACUAGAUGGGUUAACCUUGACAGACUGGCUGGUGACUGGCCCCAAAGAGGACAAAUGCAGCAAGUUCUGCCACCCAGGGAUCACAUCUAAUAAACAAGCAAAGGCCUUCCUUGGAGUCACUGGGCACUGGGCCUGGCUCAGGGCAUACUGUUGGCUGCAGCCAAGUUGUCCAGCUCUGGCAUUUUGAUGUCUCUCGGGUCAUGCUGAAAGGGCCCCUGGGGCUAGGGAACUUGUUUUUAAGCCAUUUGUGCAAAGCAAGCAGUUAUGAGGUUUGCAUGUUUACUGGGGCACUUUGGGGCAGUGCUGAGUCCUGAACAUAUCCUCUCCUCUCUGCAACACCCCAACCUUGUGUGUCAGGGAGACCCACAGGGAGACCCACAGACCGACCCCUGCCCCCACCACUGCCAUCUGAAGACUACUUGGAUGAGGUGAGGACUGAAAAUGCAGAGCUGCAUAGUGAGGAUCUGCAAAAAUGCAUUCAAGUCAAACAGAGUGCCUGGUCGGCUCAGGCACCUUUCUGAGGCUUCCUGUUUGAGGUUGAGAGCUGAGCUUUUUAAAUCAGAAAGCCUUGGGCUCACAGGCAAGAUGCCUUAGGGAGCUGGGUGCAAAUAAAACUUUCUGCACUUCCCCCACAUUCUUGCAUCCCAUUCAGAAGCCUCCUCUUGGUUUGAGGGAGUGCAACAAGCCUGGGCUGGUGGGCAAACCGCUUCAUGGGGAUCUACCACUUCCCUCUGCUUGGGGAAGUCCUUUUCGAUGCAAAUGACAGAGUCUGACUGCCUAGCAUAAGCUCAGGUGCUUUGAGGAGGAAAAUACUAGCAAAUCCAACAAGUCAGCUGGCCUUUAGAAGGCCAGGAGCCAAGCUACUCUGGACCUUCUGACUCCAGAGUGCAGGGACUUUCUUUCAACCCUGGAAGUGAAACAAGUGGGGCAACCCCAGGCAUGGGCUCCAGGUUCCGCAUUUCCAGGAUAAAAUAACUGAUUGGCUCUUUGGCCUAGCACC